AUGCUGCCAUGGGCAGGGGUGCUGGGCUUCCUCCUGCUGCUCAUCCUCCUGCGUGUCCGGGUUUGGGUUCAGAAAGCAAAAGUUCCCAGCAGCUCUGGGGCCCAGCUGGUCUGCAAGCCCUCUGCGCUGGCUGCCUACCUGGAGAGCCAGUGCCAGGCCUUGAAAGGCCAAUGCGAAGUCAGCUGGCCAUGGAGGGCUCUCCCCUCCCUGCAGACACUAGCCAGCCUGAUGGGGCCCCUGGACAGCAGGGUGCAUUUUGUAAGGACCUAUCUGCAGCUGAGUGAUGAGGGGCUGGUGGCUCUGGACUGGGCAGUGGGGCCAGCACAGCAGGAGAGGAGGCAGACAUCCAGCCCCUGCAGCGCACCUGUCCUGCUGCUUGUCCCCAACUCCUUCGGGAAGGUGACCCGCAACAUCAGCAAGCUAUGUCACGUGGCACUCCUUCAUGGCUACCAUCCUGUUGUCUUUAACCGCCGUGGUCAGAAUGGCUGCCCCCUAAGCACCACCACACUGCAGCCAUAUGGGGAUCCUGCUGACCUGCGAGAAGCCAUCCAGUACAUCCGCUCCCGGUGCCCAGGGGCCCUGCUCUUUGCAGUGGGGGAGAGCACUGGGGCAGGGCUCCUGUUCUCCUACCUGGGAGAAUGUGGUUCCUCUAGCCUCCUGACAGCUGCUGGCUGCAUCUCCCCCAUCUUUGACCCUCGGGGAUGGUUUGAAGCUGGGUGCCCCUGGCUAUGGCAGCAACUCUUGCUCAUGUCCCAGAAGGUGUGGCUCAGCCGGUUUGCCACGGUGCUAGGGGAGGCUUUGCCCCUGGAUCGUUUCUUUGGGGGCCAGUCACUGAGGGAGCUGGAGGAGGUUUUGUUCUGCCAGGCCCAGACCUGGGACUUGUACUGGGAGAGGAACGACCCCCUACGGGAUGUGGACGAGGUGGCAGUACCAGUGCUGUGCAUCUGCAGCCAGGACGACCCCGUGUGUGGGGCCCCCAGGGACACUCUGCCCUUCGAGCUGUUUGAGACAAACCCCUACUUCUUCCUAGUGCUCACCCAGGGAGGUGGACACUGUGGCUUCUUCAAGGAUAGCCUGUGUGGUGCCUUCUGGAGCCAUGAGGUGCUGCUGGAAUUCUUCCACACCACUGUGGAUUUCCUCCUCACAGAGGACAAACUGAAGGGCCAGGCCAAGAAGAGAGGGGCCAGGCCGGUGCCGAAGGUCACCCAGAGCAGAAGUGGCUGCAGGCAGGAGUCCUGCUGCCCCCACAAUAGCCCUGACAUUUACCGCUGGCAGCGCUCCUACACCCGCUGA
Emys orbicularis (European pond turtle) is the source of this 1293-nucleotide messenger RNA. Its product is annotated as protein ABHD15-like. Gene Ontology annotation, molecular function: monoacylglycerol lipase activity; short-chain carboxylesterase activity. NCBI's taxonomy places the organism in Eukaryota, Metazoa, Chordata, Testudines, Emydidae. Bases 1 to 1293 code for a protein of 430 amino acids. The record is from RefSeq and is a predicted model, not a curated record. The transcript is spliced from 3 exons.